This is a messenger RNA of Eremomyces bilateralis CBS 781.70, 1279 nucleotides long. Its product is annotated as transcription factor spt3. Gene Ontology annotation, biological process: transcription by RNA polymerase II. The record is from RefSeq and is a predicted model, not a curated record. The transcript is spliced from 3 exons. Bases 120 to 1067 code for a protein of 315 amino acids. Gene Ontology annotation, molecular function: transcription coregulator activity; protein heterodimerization activity. NCBI's taxonomy places the organism in Eukaryota, Fungi, Ascomycota, Dothideomycetes, Eremomycetales, Eremomycetaceae. Gene Ontology annotation, cellular component: SAGA complex.
CCUGAUCGUUAGCCUCGAGAGAGUCUGGCGGGCACCGAAUUUGACUCACAUCUGCACCAUCCCGUAAUUGCGACCCCGCGAUCAGCCAGCAUCAAGUCAAAGGGAUUUACUCCAUCAUCAUGGCGGACAAGAACCCGAAGUAUAAGUCGGAGAUCCAGCAGAUGAUGUUCGUCUCUGGUGAAACCGGCGAGGCCUCGGUGGAGACGACAUCGUUGAUUGAGCUGAUCGUCCAGCAACAAGUUAUGGAAAUUUUGAAAGAGUGCACCGCCCUGGCAACCCGUCGCGGAAGCCGAUCCAUAUCAACCGACGACCUCAUGAUGCUCAUCCGCCACGACCGAGCGAAACUCUCCCGCUUACGACAUUUCCUCCAAUGGAAAGACGUCCGCAAAAACGUUAAAGAAUCCUCGGAUGACAAGGGACCGGAUGCGGAGAUCGCCGCCGCCGAAGAAGGGCCAGCGCCCGGCAUGAACGGGCCUCCGGACCUGAAGAAAACGAACAAGAAGGCGCGCGUGGAUCUGGCUUGGGAUGUCCCCAGCUACUUCAGCGAGUUUGUGCCGGCUCGAGAUGAUGAGGACGAUGAGGAGGAGGAAGAGCAGAACUCGGCGACGUUGCAGCGGCUGAAGAACGCCGACGAGCGGACGAAGCAUAUGUCGCGAGAGGACUACAUGCAUUGGUCGGAAUGUCGACAAGCGUCGUUUACGUGGCGGAAGGGCAAGCGGUUUCGAGAAUGGGCUGGGUUCGGCGGUAUUACGGACACCAAGCCGAACGACGACAUCAUCGACAUCCUUGGGUUCCUGACCUUCGAGAUCGUGCAGACGCUUACAGAAGAGGCGCUGGUGGUCAAGAAAAUCGAGGACGCAUACAAAAAGAAGACGGGGAGCGAGACGCAGGGCCAGAAGCGGAAGCGAGAGCCGGGAUUGUUCGAUCUCGCGGAGGAAGAGAAGGAGCCGGUACAACCGAGCCAUAUUCGGGAGGCGUUCCGGAGGUUGCAGAAGUCGAACAACAAGUCGAAGGCCAUGCUGAACUUCACAAAUCAUGUCCACCGCGCGGCAUUGCGGCUGAUCUGAAGUGCAUUUGUCUACGAUGAUCCUCUACUCAGCGUCCCGUGGGAUUGUUUGCAUCUGGUUCCGGUUUGGAUAUGGCGUUACGGCAUGAUACCCCAGGUUUACGGUCAAUGAUUUGUUGUUGACAUCCUUGUAAAUUUCACUAUUAGUUUCGUAGCUAUAGAAAGUUACCGUAUCAGCAGCCCACCGAAUUUCUCGCAGCCAAAAAUAUCCCA